Molecule: messenger RNA, 927 nt
Organism: Vicia faba (fava bean)
Lineage: Eukaryota; Viridiplantae; Streptophyta; Magnoliopsida; Fabales; Fabaceae
Source: the annotation of a GenBank genome assembly
AUGAGAGAAGACGAAUCAAAUUGGUUUUCCCGAUGGGAAGAACAACUACCUCCGCCUGAAGAACUGAUGCCGUUAUCACAAACCCUAAUCACUCCUGAUCUAGCUAUUGCUUUCGAUAUCAGAAACCCUCACACCACUAACACAAACACUAACAACGCUAAUCCGCAACACCAACAGUCUCAUCAAAAUCAACAUCAACAGCACCAACAUCAACCUUCUUCUCUUCCUUCCUCCACCGAGUUUGCCGAUUCCGGCGAACUCGGUUCCGGAACAGCCGGGGAAGAGCCGGCCAGAACACUCAAAAGACCGCGACUCGUUUGGACACCGCAACUCCAUAAACGUUUUGUUGACGCCGUGGCACACCUCGGAAUAAAAAACGCUGUUCCGAAGACGAUAAUGCAGCUUAUGAGUGUUGAUGGUUUAACCAGAGAAAACGUCGCCAGUCACUUGCAGAAAUAUCGCCUUUAUCUUAAACGCAUGCAGGGGAUUUCAUCUGCUGGUGGCGGUGGUUCCGGUGCGGGCUCUGUUGGUGUCAAUGACCCUGCCACGGAUCAUCUAUUUGCUAGCUCGCCUGUGCCGCCGCAUUUUCUUCACCCCGUUGCUCGCCCGAAUUCCGAUCAUUUUAUGCCUUUUGUUCCUGUACCUGCCAUUCACCAUCAGCAACAACUGGCUGCUGCUGCUGCUGCUCAGUAUCACCGCCCGGUCGGUCAUUUCGGGUCCCCCCCGAAUGGUCACUUUGACAAUCCAUUCUUGUCUAGACAGCAUCAGCAACAGCAUCAACAUCAACAGCACCACCACCAGCAGCUUCAUAGGAUUGGGGCUCAAAUGCAUCAUAACCCUGUUGCUGGUUAUGUGGAAGAUAUGGAAUCGGCCAAUGCGUCGGGAGGGAGAAAGGUUCUUACUUUGUUUCCAACUGGAGAUGAUUGA